AAAGGGACAGGGAGGUCAGAGGCCGUGCUACGGUGCAAGGGCCGGAGCCAACCGGUGGUCGUGUGCGCCCCCUGGCCGCUGCCGCCUUUUCCUCCGCUCUCUUUGCGUUCGCAUGCUUUGGCUAGCUAUCAGCCGGAGCACUCCACUGUCCACUCCACUCCAGUGAGUGGCUUUUUAGCCGCUUCUCCUUUGCGCUUUGCAGGCCUGAUCCGAGAAAGAGCCUUCAUUACCUCUCCUCCUUCUGGACCUCUCUUCGUCUCCGAUCCUCACGUUUUUAUUCCCGCUUGAUCAAUUUCCAGCCCCACACCUCGCCGUGCCAAGAUUUAGUACAGCACAUUUUCCCAAUUCGCGUGCGCUCCGGCCUGGUGUGUGCUAGGGUCUGGUUGAGAACUAGCCAUGCAUGCAUAUGCAUGCACCAUCUUAGCUAGUUAGUUGUGCUUUGUUGCACCAUUAUUAUAUAGCAAGUGCUCUUGAUCAGAGCAAACUAGCUACUCAAUCGUACACUGAUAGCUGGUUUGGAAAGAGGAAGCUAGCCUGUUUUGUAUGCGCGUCAAUUCUGUGGGAAUGACUAUAUGUCUCCGUCGCUCUCGUUCCUCUGUAUUUGCACUAGUCCAGAUGCUAAAUUGCAAGAAAACAAGAAAGCACAAUAGAUGUAGGUAGCAUUUCUUUACAGGCCUCUGGCUCUGCAUUGUGCUUGAGUUGUGUGCAUUGCAUUUCAUGAGGGCUUUAUGAUCAAUCGGGAUGAGUAGGGAAUCAUUAACAGUUGCUGCUAACUAGCCUAUGAGCUAUUUUGUCUUAAACAAUAUACUGUGUUGAUGUGAUAUAGUAUAUCGAUAUAGACACAUUUCAGCUUUUUUCAUUUCACUCCUCCCAAGUCCCAGUUAAGUUAGACCAGAUCGACCACAUCCUGCUGCCGCUAUAAUUCGCUGCUGACUAUAGCCCACAUGCCCUCUCAUUCCACACUCCAACAGUCGACAGUAUCAUUCACAGGCCUGUAACUUUCCCACGUUUGUCUGAACCCUCCCUGCAUGCUGCCCCUUGCAUGCUCAGGCUUUGCCCCACGAGUACUAGUAUAUCAUCAUACGAUAAACUGGAGUGCAGAACCCCCAACAUGGCUCGAUUAAAUUUUACCAAAGCACUGAAACCCAUACACUCACUCUCACAUAGGAAUACUAUACUAUACUUCAGUCUGUAUGCUACUCAUUCAGUACCGAUCCACACCCACCAACUGUCAACACCACUGUUCCCUUCUGCUGCAACUUGAACCUCCCCUAUCUGCAGGAACCUUUGCAGUAGGAGUAUAAAGAAAUGCAGGCUUGCAUAGCAUCGAAUGAUUCACGCGAGCACCUGCAUGCUUCUUUGUUUACUACUAGUGCCAGUACUACUAGUACUCGCGAGCUAUAUCAUUCGUAGGCCGAUCGAGGAGUUGCUGAAUUUUAUGCACAUCCAACCUAUGCGCGCAGGUAGUGGUGGUGGUGUUGAUCAUAUGGACUCCAUGGAAUCAUGCGUCCCUCCUGGGUUCAGGUUCCACCCCACCGACGAGGAGCUCGUCGGCUACUACCUCCGCAAGAAGGUGGCCUCCCAGAAGAUCGACCUCGACGUCAUCCGCGACAUUGAUCUCUACCGCAUCGAGCCAUGGGAUCUCACAGAGCACUGUGGCAUCGGGUACGAGGAGCAGAACGAGUGGUACUUCUUCAGCUUCAAAGACCGCAAGUACCCGACGGGGACGAGGACGAACAGGGCGACCAUGGCAGGGUUCUGGAAGGCGACGGGGAGGGACAAGGCGGUGCACGAGAGGAGCAGGCUCAUCGGCAUGAGAAAGACCCUCGUCUUCUACAAGGGCAGGGCGCCCAACGGACAGAAGACAGACUGGAUCAUGCACGAGUACCGCCUCGAGACUGACGAGAACGCGCCACCGCAGGAAGAAGGAUGGGUGGUGUGCAGGGCGUUCAAGAAGAGGACGGCGUACCCGAACCGGGGCAUGAUGGAGAGAUGGGGCUCAAACUACUCCUACAACGAGGUCAAUGCCAUGUCCGGCGCGCCGUUCCCGGACCCGAACAUGGCGUCGACGUACGCGGCAGCGGCGCAGAUGGGCAGGGGCGCGAGCUUCAAGGAGGAGGCGGAGCAGCUGGACGGGGCCGCCGCCCUGCUGCGAUACACCUCCAGCCACCUAGUCGAGCUGCCGCAGCUCGAGAGCCCGUCCGCUCCGCUCCCGCGUAAGAAGGCCAGGGCGCCCGAGGAGGAGGAGGACGCCGCCUCCGGUGGCAGCAGGCGUCGACCUCGCAAGCACGCGCAGGCCGACAAUGAGACCACCAAGGACUGGAGGGCGCUGGACAAAUUCGUGGCGUCGCAGCUCAGCCCCGGCGGCGAGUGCGGUGCUCUGGAGGCAACGGCAGCGACCACGGCGGGUGCGGCAGCUGGCGCGAGCUCGCAGAUGCAAGCGCAGCUGGACCGCGACGAGGACGAUAUGGCCGCAUUGCUGUUCCUCAACAGCGACGGGAGGGAUGAGAUGGAGAGGUGGACGGGGUUGCUCGGCUCGGCCGGGGCCAGCGUCGACGGUGACCUCGGGAUCUGCGUGUUUGAUAAAUGAUGAAGAAAGGGCCGUGUCGAUCGUGCGGGAUGCGUGGAUUAUCCUUGAUAUAGCUGAAAGUUCAUAAUUUGUUGUCUCUUUUCUUCUCUGCUUCUUCUUUUAUAUAUGUCCCCAAAUGUGAUGUUGUAACUUUAUAUAUCUGUGCCUGUGCAGAGUCAUAAGAUGCAUGGCAUCGCUAUGUGCUUGAUAUCCGCAUUCAUGUUUUUCAGAUGAUGGGUAACUUGUCUCAUUGUCAAAUGGCUUCAUCCCCGAAGUUGGGUGGUACA
This is a messenger RNA of Triticum aestivum (bread wheat), 2856 nucleotides long. RefSeq names its product NAC domain-containing protein 105. The transcript has 3 exons. The coding region runs from base 1331 to 2590 and encodes 419 amino acids. Gene Ontology annotation, biological process: regulation of DNA-templated transcription. Gene Ontology annotation, molecular function: DNA binding. Lineage: Eukaryota; Viridiplantae; Streptophyta; Magnoliopsida; Poales; Poaceae. The record is from RefSeq and is a predicted model, not a curated record.